Molecule: messenger RNA, 1926 nt
Organism: Cornus florida
Lineage: Eukaryota; Viridiplantae; Streptophyta; Magnoliopsida; Cornales; Cornaceae
Product: butanoate--CoA ligase AAE1-like
Exons: 3
Coding region: 184-1830 (548 amino acids)
Source: RefSeq, a predicted model, not a curated record
AGGUUUCAAUGAUCAAUUGGAGAGAUUUGGAGUUGCUGAUUUGGCUUGUUGGUGACUUUCUUGUUCUAGAGUAAAUGGGCCGCGUCACUGCACAACCAAACACCACGUUAUAAGCACUUACAAAUGUGAAUAGCAUUUUGGAGAAGACAAAGACGACCAAGUCCUAGACGAAAAGAAAUUAUAAUGGAGGGUGGUCUGCUCCAAUGCUCUGCAAACUACAUGCCUCUGUCUCCUAUAAGCUUCUUGGAGGGAGCUGCGACAGUUUAUGGAGGUAAGGUCUCUAUUGUCUAUGGCACCACAACCUAUUCAUGGAGACAAACACAUGAAAGAUGUCUAAAGAUGGCUUCGGCGUUGUUCCAAUUGGGUAUUUCCCGUGGAGAUAUUGUUGUAGCUUUGGCCCCAAAUGUUCCGGCACUCUAUGAGCUGCAUUUCAGCGUUCCAAUGGCCGGGGCAGUUCUCUCUGCACUUAACACAAGGCUAGACUCAGCCACACUAGCAUUGAUACUAGAGCAAUUGGAGGCCAAAAUGAUUUUUGUGGACUAUCAGUUUGUUGAAGUAGUUCUUGAAGCAUUUAAUCAUCUCUCCCACAAAAAAGGUAAUCUACCACCGCUGGUCUUAGUCCCCGAGUGUGAUCAAGCAUCGUCCUCAAUGGCAAAAGAGCCCCCUCAGGGAAGCUUGGACUACAAUAGACUAAUUGCAAUGGGACAAUCUGGUUUCGAGAUUAAACAUCCGAACAGUGAAUGUGAUCCAAUCUCAGUGAACUACACCUCCGGAUCAACAGGGAAGCCUAAAGGAGUGAUUUAUAGCCACAGAGCUGUUUAUCUCAAAUCACUUGGUGAAAUUUUACGCAGUGACAUGAGACAUUUGCCUGUGUUCUUAUGGACAGUCGACAUGUUUCGCUGCAAUGGGUGGUGCUUCCCUUGGGCAGUGGCUGCUGUUGGAGGCACCAACAUUUGCCUAAGAAAUGUCUCAGCUAAAGCCAUUUUUGAUGCCAUAUCUCUUCACAAGGUAACACAUUUAUGUGGCGCGCCAACCCUCUUAAGCAUGAUUGCAGAAGCAAUCCCAACUCACCAUAGGCCACUUCCUCACAAGGUGGAUAUAGUAGUUGCUGGUGCAGUGCCACCAUCUCAAGUAUUGAACAAAAUCCAGGAAUUGGGAUUCAAUUUGACUCAUGCAUAUGGAAUGACAGAAGCCCUCGGUCCAGUGAUAGCUUCAGAAUUGUCAUCCUUAAAUGAGAAUUCAAAGUUUAAACACCGUGAAGGGAUUCAUGCCCUUACGAUGGAGGGAGUUGAUGUGAAAAAUCCAACGACCAUGACAAGCGUGCCGUGUGAUGGAGAAACCAUUGGAGAGGUGAUGCUUAGGGGCAACACUAUGAUGUUGGGGUACUUCAAAAAUUUACAAGCAACACAAGAGGCCUUAAGGGGAGGGUGGUAUAGGACCGGGGACCUAGGAGUCGUACAUCCAGAUGGGCACAUACAGAUGAAGGACCGCGCCAUAGACAAGAUCAUUUCCGGGGGAGAGACUAUAAGCACACUUGAGGUUGAAGCAGUGUUAGUCAGUCAUCCUAUGGUUUCGGAGGCUGCUGUUGUUGGAAGACCUGACGACCAUUUGGGGGAGACACCUUGUGCCUUUGUGAAGUUGAAGGAUGGGUGCAAUGUGAGUUCUGAAGAGAUUAUUGAGUUUUGUGGUAAGCGAUUGUCGCGUUAUAUGGCUCCUAGAACUGUAUAUUUUGGGGAUUUGCCAGUUAAUUCGACGGGAAAGGUACAAAAAUUUGUUCUCAGAGAGAAGGCCAAGGCCAAAGGAUGUCUCUCUCUCUAUAAUAGGGAUUAAAGAGCUACAAAUUGUUAAGUUGUUUGUUGCUUGAAAGACAAUAUUAUGUGAAAAUUAAAAAGGAUGAUUUAAGUUAUUUGUUUCUAAUAAAAUUUA